Molecule: messenger RNA, 261 nt
Organism: Notodromas monacha
Lineage: Eukaryota; Metazoa; Arthropoda; Ostracoda; Podocopida; Cyprididae
Source: the annotation of a GenBank genome assembly
AUGGCUGCCUUUGAUAUGGAUGAUCCCAAGUCCGUCGUUUCCCCGGGAGGUGUUGGAUUUGACAUCAAUUGUGGCGUGCGGCUGUUGCGCACCAAUUUGACGGAAAAGGUACAUUGGCCGGAUCGAGCAGUCGUCGUUGCGGAUGAUGAUGAUGAUGAUGACAAAGACGACGGCCUCGACUACGAAAUUCGAUGCGCUGCUUUAACUCGUGUUAUCCCGUCGCGAUUGAUGAAAUUGAGCAGGCGUCAAUUGGAUUCGUGA